AUGAAUAAAUGUAUGUUGUCUUUCCACCUGAUCUCACAGCAAGCCAACUGGAAAGAAAUCGUAAACAAAAAGUUGAAGUUCCCGGAUGGCCUCCUCAGCGCCAUUCAGGAUGGCCACCUGGGGAAGGUCCAGCAGCUGCUGCAGGUGAGCGAUGGGAUCCUGAGGCAGCUGGAUGAUGCCGAGGACCGGGCGUGGAGAGAGGCCCUCAACCAGGCCAUCCGCUCGGGCAGCGAGGAGAUGACCAAGACGCUGCUGCGCUUCGUCAAGUUUGACUUCCGUCAGGUCCACGAGGCCUUGCUGGUUGCCGUGGACACCAACCAGCCCAACGUGGUCAAGCUGCUGCUGGACCGGCUGGACCAGGAGAAGGGCAGCAAGAUGGACGUCAAGUCCUUUUCCAUGGCCUUCUUUGACAACUCCAUCGACAACUCGCGCUUUGCCCCUGGCGUGACGCCCCUCACCUUGGCUUGCGAGAAGGACCUCUACGAAAUCGUGGACAUGCUGAUGAAGAAGGGGCACGCCAUUCCGCGGCCCCACAAGGUCUCCUGCUCCUGCCUGGAGUGCUCCAACGGCCGCAAGUUUGACCUGCUCAAGUUCUCGCUUUCGCGCAUCAACACCUACAAGGGCAUCGCCAGCCGGGCACACCUCUCCAUCGCCAGCGAGGACGCCAUGCUGACCGCCUUCAAGCUCAGCCGGGAGCUCAAGCGCCUCUCCAAGAAGGAGCCGGAGUUUAAGCCAGACUACCUGUCCCUGGAGCAGCUGAGCCAGGAGUUUGCCUUUGAGCUUCUGGGCAUGUGCCGCAACCAGAGUGAGGUGACAGCCGUGCUCAACGACAUGGGGGAAGAUGUGAUGGACGAAGAUGAAGAUGGGGUCGAUGACCAGGCCUUUGAAGAGGGGAUUCCUAACCUGGCAAGGCUCCGCUUGGCCGUCAACUACAACCAGAAACGGUUCGUGGCCCACCCGAUCUGCCAGCAAGUCCUGUCGUCCAUCUGGUGUGGAAGCCUGCAGAGCUGGCGGGGCAGCACCAGCCUCUGGAAGGUCUUCAUCUCCUGCUCCAUCUUCGUGUCCAUGCCCUUCCUGUGCCUGGUCUACUGGUUCGCCCCCAAGUCCAAGGUGGGCAAAAUGCUGAAGAUCCCCGUGAUCAAGUUCCUGUUACAUUCGGCCUCCUACCUCUGGUUCCUGGUCUUCCUGCUGGUGGAGUCGCUAGUCCUGGAGUAUCACCAUGACAAGUUCACGGGGCGGAACCAGAGCAUGUGGGAGACGUCGCUUCACAUGUUCUGGGUGGCAGGUUUCUUCUGGUUCGAGUGCAAGGAGGUCUGGAUCGAGGGCUUGCGCAGCUACCUGCUGGACUGGUGGAACUUCCUGGACAUCGUCAUCCUCAGCAUGUACCUGGCCUCCUUCGUGCUGCGAGUCCUGAUCUUCCUCAAGGGCAACUACUGUGCGGAUAGCAGCUCCUCCUCCCCCGAAUGCUACUAUUAUACCAAAGCGGAGCGGGUGGAGUGGCGCACGGAGGACCCCCAGUUCAUGGCCGAGGUGCUCUUUGCGGUAACCAGCAUGCUGAGUUUCACCCGCCUGGCUUACAUCUUGCCGGCCCAUGAAACCUUGGGGACGCUGCAGAUCUCCAUUGGCAAGAUGAUCGAUGACAUGAUUAGGUUUAUGUUCAUCAUGAUGAUCAUCUUGACGGCGUUCUUGUGUGGGAUGAACAACAUCUACGUCCACUACCAGGAGUCCGAGCGGCUGGGGAGCUUCAACGAGACGUUCCAGUUCCUCUUCUGGACCAUGCUUGGGAUGGAGGAGCACAACGUGGUGGACAUGCCCCAGUUCUACAUGGCGGAGUUGAUGGGCCGGGUGCUCUACGGGGUCUUCACCAUUGUCAUGGUGGUCAUCCUGCUCAACAUGCUCAUUGCCAUGAUCACCAGCUCCUUCCAGAAAAUAGAGAACGAUGCCGACGUGGAGUGGAAAUUCGCCCGCUCGAAGCUGUACUUGUCCUUCUUCAGGGAAGGUCUGACGCUCCCGGUUCCCUUCAACAUCAUCCCCACCCCAAAGUCCGUCUUCUACGUCAUCAGGGGCCUCUUCCGCGUGCUGUGCUGUUACAAACCCAAACGGCAGCAAAAAUACCCCCCUCUUCCUACCAUCUCUAACCCCUCCGUGGAUGACGGUGGUGGCGGCCUGCGGGCGGACAGCCGUGGUGCCUACCGGCGCCAGGUACUCAAGGCAUUGGUGCAGCGCUACAUCGACACUGCCAGGCGGGAGUUUGAGGAGAGCCGCCGGAAAGACCUGGGCAACCGCCUGACGGAGCUGAACAAGUCGGUGCUGCGGCUGCACGCCGAGAUGAAGCACCUGCGCCAUGCCGUGACGGCCAACAGCACGGCGGCCAACCCCCUGGACGGGGCCAGCGUGCUGCGCAAGUACAUCAUGAAGGUGCGCAACAGCUUCCAGAGCUACGACCACGACUCCGGCAGCUCCGGCCAGGGCUCCCCCACCGAGGUCGUCGUGCACCAGAACGGGCUCGCCAUCCCCCAGGAGGCGGAGGAGGAGGAGGAGGCGGGGGUGGGGGUUCCGGUACCCCCGCAGCCCCCCGAGGGGGAGCCGGAGGCUGAGCAGAUGCCACCCCAGGCCGACGCGGAGGUGGCGCACGAGGAAGAGCUGGCGGGAGAGCCGGAGCCCUGA
Molecule: messenger RNA, 2667 nt
Organism: Elgaria multicarinata webbii
Lineage: Eukaryota; Metazoa; Chordata; Lepidosauria; Squamata; Anguidae
Product: short transient receptor potential channel 2-like
Exons: 12
Coding region: 1-2667 (888 amino acids)
Biological process (GO): calcium ion transmembrane transport; single fertilization; regulation of cytosolic calcium ion concentration
Cellular component (GO): cation channel complex; plasma membrane
Molecular function (GO): store-operated calcium channel activity; inositol 1,4,5 trisphosphate binding
Source: RefSeq, a predicted model, not a curated record